This is a messenger RNA of Aspergillus heteromorphus CBS 117.55, 1909 nucleotides long. Its product is annotated as U4/U6-U5 snRNP complex subunit PRP3. Lineage: Eukaryota; Fungi; Ascomycota; Eurotiomycetes; Eurotiales; Aspergillaceae. The transcript has a single exon. The coding region runs from base 22 to 1779 and encodes 585 amino acids. Gene Ontology annotation, biological process: mRNA splicing, via spliceosome. Gene Ontology annotation, cellular component: U4/U6 x U5 tri-snRNP complex. The record is from RefSeq and is a predicted model, not a curated record.
CACCACCAGCACCAUAAUACCAUGGCGGACGUCUCGGGCAGCGCGCUGAAGCGGCCUCACCCCGAGGAUGAAGACAACAACUCCCAGAAAAGACCUCGUUCCAACCAUGGCUCCCCAAUGCCUGCACAAGGAGCUCCCGCCAAAGCGCCGGUGGACAUCCAGAAGAUGGUGGCCGAGGCCAGAGCAAAAGCUGAAGCCGUACGGGCCAGGCUUCAAGCUGCGAAAGGCCUGACGCCAUCGUCCACACCCGCGGCUUCAAGCCCCAGUCCCACGCCUCCGGCAGCCAGUCCCGCCAUGUCGAGGCUGGAGCAGAUGAAGGCGCGAGUGGCCGCUGCGACCGGACGAGCCAGCGCUGCAGCGCAGCAACGACCCGUCGCCACGCCGACGCCGCCCCCUCCUCCGCCCUUCGAAGAAGAUGACGGCUCGCGGGCGCGCGGUGGUCUGGACGUCGGUCUGCACCCGGCUCUGCUCGCAGACCUGGAAUACCGCGGAGGAAAGGGACGACAGGGUGGACAGUCGAAGGGCGGCCGUCGCACCGACUCCCCGGCGACCGCUGGACGAGCCGGGCUGGAUCUGUCCGGACCGUCUCUCGAGGAGAUCAAGAACAACCCCUACUUCGACCCGAGCCUGGGUCCCAAGGCGACGCUCGCAAAGCCGCGGCAAACGCGGCAGCUGCUCUUCAACCAGAAGGGCAAAUACAUACAACAGGGCGCGGCUCUCCGUCGGCAGGCCCAGCUGGAGACCAUGAAAAAGCGGAUCGCGGAGCGAGCCCGACAAGCCGGUAUCGACGAAGACCUAGACGUGGAGAAGUCCUACCUGAUCCCAGCGCCCCCAGCCAUGGAAUGGUGGGACGAAAACCUGAUGACCGGAAGCGACUACUCGGCCCUCGACGACGAACAGAACCUCCGGAUCGACACCCCGGACUCCAUCAUCACCCAAUACAUCCAACACCCCGUCCUCCUCGACCCGCCGCAAGAAAAGCUGCUCCCAGCCCAGAAACCCAUGUUCCUCACGCCCAAGGAGCAAGCCAAGAUCCGGCGUCAACGCCGCAUGGCCGACCUAAAGGAACAACAAGCGAAGAUCCGCCUCGGCCUCGAACCCGCCCCGCCACCCAAGGUCAAGAAAUCCAACCUCAUGCGAGUCCUGGGCGAACAAGCCGUGAAGGACCCCACGGCCGUCGAAGCGCGCGUGAACCGGGAAAUCGCCGACCGGCGCGAGAAACACGAAACCACCAACGCGGAGCGCAAACUCACCAAGGACGAACGCCGCGACAAGCUCGCCCGCCAACAGGAGGCCGACGCCGAGAAGGGCAUCCUCAUGACGGUGUACCGGAUCGACAGUCUCGCCAACGGCCGCAACCGCUUCAAGAUCGGCAAGAACGCCGAGCAGAAUGCCCUCACGGGCGUGUGCGUCAUGCACCCGCGCUUCAACCUCGUCAUCGUCGAGGGCGGCGCCCACUCCAUCAACAACUACCGCAAACUCAUGAUGAACCGCAUCGACUGGACCGAGAACGCCGGCCCCGGCGCCGUCCGCGAGGGGAACCGCGAAGCCCAGGCCUCGUGGCUCGCCGCCCAGGACGAGAAAACAGGCGACCUGAAGGAUCUCAGUGCCAAUACGUGCGAUCUCGUCUGGGAGGGCCAGGUCAAGACCCGUGCGUUCCGCAAAUGGCUGGGCGCGCGCAUCUGCGAAACCGAUUCCCAGGCCAAGGAUGUUUUGGCUCGCGCGAAGCUGGAGAGUUUCUGGGCGCUGGCGAAGAGUUCCAGGCAGAGCGAGUCGUGAGAUCAACUCGACCGAGAGAUCUACCUACCUACCUACCUACCUACCUACCUACCUACCUACCUGUUUGUAGUAUACAUGAAGUACACGUAACGGCACCAUCACAUCACGUAUUCUUAAUCAAAUUACCUAC